Molecule: messenger RNA, 2437 nt
Organism: Galendromus occidentalis (western predatory mite)
Lineage: Eukaryota; Metazoa; Arthropoda; Arachnida; Mesostigmata; Phytoseiidae
Product: acyl-CoA oxidase 1
Exons: 10
Coding region: 139-2124 (661 amino acids)
Biological process (GO): fatty acid beta-oxidation using acyl-CoA oxidase; lipid homeostasis
Cellular component (GO): peroxisome
Molecular function (GO): FAD binding; fatty acid binding; acyl-CoA oxidase activity
Source: RefSeq, a predicted model, not a curated record
CCUUCUUUCGGCGGAGCUCUAUUCUCCACUGAAGACGUGUCAUUCGCCACCGCCGUCUUCUCAGCGAAGAACCAGCGGCGUAGCUAUCUGUUAUCCCGGUUCCUCGUUGCGUCUCCUUUGUUUUCCACCCACGCCAAUAUGAACCGGAAGAGGCCAGUCUGUGACCAACUCCUCCAGGAGCGUGCCAAGGCGACUUUCCAAACUCUGGAGCUGACGUACCUCCUCGAUGGAGAUGAGGAAAAGACCAAGCGUAGGAAGGAACUCGAAAAACUCUUCCACGACGAUCCACAAUUCCAAGAUGAGAUCCCGACUGUGUACUUGUCGCACGAGGAAGCGUACGAGAACGCUCUAUCAAAAACUCUGAAAAUCUACCAGAAAGCCUUGGACCUGUCCGACCCGAGAGAAAUCCUGACCGUCGCUGACGCCAUCCUGCACGAUGCCACCCCGGUUCACGUGCAUUUCGUCAUGUUCGUCCCCGCGCUCAUGGGCCACGCCAAUGAAGAACAGCAGGCCAAGUGGCUGCCCGAUGCAUUGACGAUGCGAAUUAUAGGAUCGUAUGCGCAAACAGAACUCGGGCACGGAACCUUCAUCAGAGGUUUAGAGACGACGGCUACUUACGACGAGACAACACAAGAAUUCGUUCUGGAAACGCCGAAAUUGUCUUCGAUCAAAUGGUGGCCUGGCAGUUUGGGCAAAACCGCCAAUCACGCCGUUGUGAUGGCCAAACUCUGGACAAAGGGCGAAUGCUACGGAAUCCAUCCCUUCAUGGUGCAACUCAGAGAUCUGAACACUCAUCAACCCCUUCCCGGAAUCAAUGUCGGAGAGAUCGGACCCAAGAUGGGACUGCGGUCCGCAGACAACGGUUUCUUGAAACUGGACAAAGUACGGAUUCCUCGGGACAAUAUGCUCAUGAAAAACGCCCAAGUGACCCCUGACGGCACCUACAUCAAACCGAGGUCCGAUAAACUGAAUUACGGAACCAUGGUCUUCGUGAGGGUGCUCCUCCUUGACAUGUUGGCGUUCAACAUCUCGAGAGCCGUCACCAUCGCCACCCGCUACUCCGCGAUUCGUAGGCAAUCGGAGAUCGUUGCUGGGGCCGGCGAAACCCAGAUCCUCGACUAUCAGGCACAGCGGUACAAACUCUUCCCUCUGAUCGGUUUGUGUCACGUGCUCCGCGGUAUGUUCACAAUUCUGAUGGAGAUGUACAAGCAGGCUAACACGGAUUUGGAGCGUGGUGUUCUCGACACCCUUCCGGAACUCCAUGCGAUUUCGUCCGGCCUGAAGGCGCUCUGCUCCGACCAGGCAUCGAAGGGAAUCGAGGUGUGCCGACUCGCUUGCGGAGGCCACGGAUUCAUGCUGAUUUCCGGCCUGCCUCGCCUGUACGCCACCACUGUGGCCGCGUGCACCUAUGAAGGCGAGAAUACCGUGUUGUACCUGCAGACAUCCCGCUUCCUGCUCAAGUGCCUCACGGGUCAGCACAAAUUGGGCCAGCACUCCCAACUCAAGUUCCUGCUGAACCCAGUGGCUUCGCCCGUGCAGCCCUUCAACAAACAGCUGUACGGACUCGAAGGCGCCUCGCAUCUCGUUCAGUAUUACGCCGCCGCGGCUCACAGGGAGCUGUACUUUGUCGAGGCCAAACUCAAGCGUCUCCAGGCGGAAGGUCUGACCAGUGAUAACGCCUGGAAUUCGAGUCAGGUCGAUCUUUGCCGAGCGUCCCAUGCUUGUAUCCAAUACUACCUCGCGAAGAACUACGUCGAGUGGGUCGCCCAGAACAAGAUUUCCCCCGAGUUGCGAACAGUUCUAGCUCAGAUUUGCCAGCUCUAUCUCCUCCAGGGGAUUUACGAGAAUCUCGGACGGUUCCUCCAGGUGGGCUUGAAAACCGAAGACAUCACAUCGAUGUCUGACCUGAUAACUCGUCUCCUCGACGAUAUCAGACCGAAUGCUGUGCCUCUCGUGGACUCGUUCGAUCUUCACGACAUGGUUCUGAGCUCGGCCUUGGGAGCCUACGAUGGACAAGUGUACGAACGCAUGUACGAGUGCGCUCUCCAAUCACCUCUCAACAAGAAGCAAGUCGUCGACGCCUACGGAAAGUAUUUGGAGCCCCUCUUCAAAAGUCAGCUGUAAGGAGUCUGACACGAGGAGGGAAUGGGCAAUCGACGGUGCGGUCCUCCCUAUUGAGAAAUAUCCACUGUCAGCUGCGAACCUUUAUAUCAGAUCGAGCUGUGAACUAGAACCUCGAGGUCUGCCUGCUCGAGCAGUCGCUAUCCCCUGUGUAGUAUUCCCACACCCCAACCUUUGGUAGGUAUGACUACGCGGACUUUUGUGACCCGCGUUACGAUUAUUCGGGACUCCGACGACUGAGCGGAUUUUGAACGAGCACUUGCCGAACAUAAUGACUUAAUAAAACUGUUCGAACGACCGUUUCUACGGAAAAUAA